Messenger RNA from Pollicipes pollicipes, 1398 nucleotides. Its product is annotated as keratin-associated protein 16-1. Bases 48 to 845 code for a protein of 265 amino acids. The transcript is spliced from 2 exons. Gene Ontology annotation, cellular component: extracellular region. The record is from RefSeq and is a predicted model, not a curated record. Lineage: Eukaryota; Metazoa; Arthropoda; Thecostraca; Pollicipedomorpha; Pollicipedidae. Gene Ontology annotation, molecular function: peptidase inhibitor activity.
UUCCUGCCCUACCUCAGUCAGUCGUCAGGUCAUCGCUUGGCAGCACCAUGGGUCAUCUUCGAGGCAUCGCUGGCGUUCUGCUGCUGCUUUGCUGCGUCAGGCAGCUGGAGGCGGCCGACCCCGUCCCGGCGCCUAAACGUGGCAAGUGCUCGCCGGCCUGUCCAAAGGGCCAGCACUGCGAGCUGCAGCGCCUGUGCCACUUCGGCAUCUGCGCUGGCUACCAAAAUGUGUGCGUCAAGUCGCCAGCUGCCGUUGUGGAGCGUCCCCCCAGCUGUCAGGACGUGCGCUGCAGCAGCGUGCAGACCUGCGUGCUGAUGCAGGUGGUCUGCGUGCGCGCGCCCUGCUACCCCGUGCCGGUCUGUGUGGCGGACGGGUGCGCCAUAGCCCGCUGCCUGCCUGGCCGGGUCUGCAUCAUGGCCGUCAUACCCGGCUCCGAUCCAGCCUGCUCCAACUUCCCCGACUGCCGCUACAGGUUCAGCUGCCAGCCUCGGGCCAAGCCCAAGCCCGGCUUCUGUCCGUCGCCGAAGCAGGUUUCCCAGGGCAAAGGCAACGGCUGCAAGUACGACAACGACUGUGUAUCCAAUCUCCUCUGCUGUCCGAGCGUGUCCAAAGAAGGACGCCACUGUACCGCCCCCGCCUUCCCCGACCCGUGCGCCGGCAAGAAUUGUCCAUCGAAUGCUCCCACGUGCGCGUUAGGACGCAAUAGCGGCGCGGCCGUAUGUAUGGACCGCGCUUGUACGCCGGACAAGUUCUUCUGUGAGAAUGGCAAGCAGUGCUACUGUUCGGACCACGGCAGAAUCGUAUGUACCAAUGUCCCCGCCACUUCGAAAUGCCCAUCUGGCUAGUUUUGUGUGACACUUGUGGGAAAGUUAUGGCAAUCUUUGGGAAAUGCUUACAAGUUGUCAUUAAAUUUUUAAGCUGCCGCGUAAGUCUUCCAAAAUAUGUUGAAGGGCUCAUCGCUGCAUGUAGCGUGUUUUGGCCAUUUCAGUAUGGGCAUUGCGCUGUAUAUUCACUGACUGCUUCAGAAGUUGACUGCGAGCAUUGAAGACCGGAAAGGUGAUUAGAACAAUAGCAAACAAUAUAUUUGAAACGCUGCUUGGUCUUAGAUCCGAAAAUAUAUUAGCAUACAACAUCCUCUCUGGUUGCCUCGCAACAGGACAAACUCAAAAUGAGCAAAGUAUCUUAUUAUUGCUAGGGUAUGCAUAACUGAUAAAAUCUUAGUAGCCAAAACGGUUUUAUUUAGAGCAAGACUGAGGAGAAUGCUGCGGAUGACCUCCUCUUCCUCAAACUGUUGGGUGACGCAUACAAUGUAUUCAGCAGAUGGUCUCUCCGACGCGCAUAUUCGCACGUUUCCUUCGAACUAUCAGCACAUAUUUACAGUCUGCCUCCAGGGAGCCC